Messenger RNA from Penicillium alfredii, 498 nucleotides. RefSeq lists its product as uncharacterized. Lineage: Eukaryota; Fungi; Ascomycota; Eurotiomycetes; Eurotiales; Aspergillaceae. Bases 1 to 498 code for a protein of 165 amino acids. The record is from RefSeq and is a predicted model, not a curated record. The transcript has a single exon.
AUGAAUCAUACUAUGCAGUCAAAUUUUCCUCCCCAAGUCCCCAUCACGCAAGCGUCUGCCUCAUUUCCUCCGUCCACUUCGACCCUCGAUCCGUCAGUCGACCCAGUAGCCAUGGCAGAACAGUCGCAACAAACCCUCAACAUCCCAUCCAACCCAAACAACCAGCCCUUCCCCUCUCCUUUGCAAACCGCCGCAGCCGCCUGUGCUCCGCAGUCCACCUUGUCCCAAACUCAAGCGUUGCCCCAGACGUUGAACAAUACAUCUCAUGCCGAGGCGCUGGCCGUGGCACCUCCGGCUGGCAAUACCCAAGCCAUCCCGCAGUCAGGCGCCGCGCCCGUCUCGCAAUCCGGCCCUGAUCAAUACCCUCACCGGAUCGACAGCCUGGGUGGGCCGACAGCCACCGCUCCCUUUCUGCAGGACUUUAAUCUCGUCGCCGAAGCAGCCAAGCGUGCCCAGAUGGGGAUUGUUAUGCGUGAUCUCGAAAGCGUCACUCUAUAG